Cladocopium goreaui is the source of this 1179-nucleotide messenger RNA. NCBI's taxonomy places the organism in Eukaryota, Dinophyceae, Suessiales, Symbiodiniaceae. The record is from the annotation of a GenBank genome assembly.
AUGCGUUCCCAUGAUAUGAGCUUCUUUCUAGCGAGUUUUUUUUUGGCAAGCCUGGCCAAAUCAAAAGCUGCGUGUUUUUUGGAUGCAAUUGCGGAGUCUGCAUUGAAGGACUUGGUGAAUCUGGAAAAGGGUGAGUCCUAUCCCAUUGGACUUUGGAUCGUCGCAGACUACUCUGCAGCCCAUUUAACUUCCAGAGUCGUUCAGAUCAUGAUACAGGAAAAACUUGGGUACAAAGUGGCUUUGAAGGGUCCUGGAGGUCUCUCACAGGAUGCAUUGUUUGCGCUGAGCGGUUGCACCACACCCAAAGAUGCAAAUGACCGUGGUUGCGGGUCUGCCACAACAUAUGCUCAUGUUAGUGUUGAAGUAUGGACAGCAGGGUACCUCGAUGCCUUGAAGUGGAUUCAAGAGCAAUACCCACAGAUGGCGCCGAAAAAUCUGGGUAAUAUUGGAUAUGAUGGCGAGAGCGGACUGUUUGUUCCAUCAGCAGUGCAGUCGAAGGCCUAUGAGGCUGAAGGCAUAAACUUAGAUUUUUAUCGUGACUACAACGUUUCGUGGCACAUGCCAGGGAGAUAUUUUACCAAUCCUGAUGACCUUGAUGUAUCGACCUUGUUGCCUUGUAUUUCCACAUCCCUCAUGACACCAGAAACCAUGAAAACAUACCUGGAUCUCACUGGUGACUUGGAGGGGGUUGAGAUUCGAGAGAGCAGUGCUGCCGGUGCUGCCGGUGCUGUGAUCGGCAGAUGCUUUGACAACUACUUCUGGUACUCACCAGCAUGCAGAAGCGAACCUUCUGCUUGUGUUUCCUGUCUUACGGGCGGCACCGGAUGGGCGGUGCAUGAAAUCAUGGGGAAAGCAACUGCACACAACAUGCCUGUAGCCAUAGCGGUGGCCAGCUCUUUCCAAAACUAUGCCAAUGUGCCGAAAUCGCUGGAUCUGAUGCUGUACUGGUGGGUCCCAGAUCCAACUUUUCUCAGGUUGAAACCAGUUCAGAUCACUUUUCCGCGCUAUGACCCGGAUGGAAUUGCCAAGGGUGACCUCUCAUCAGCAGCUACAGCUGUUUCAAUUGACAAAUAUGUCAGCCAAGACUUGAGUCUGUUAGCGCCAGAUGUGGUGGAGCUACUCGAUCGAUUGACUUUGACUUUGAAGAAUUUGGAUGAGAUGAUGCUGGACCAAGACUAG